Molecule: messenger RNA, 1689 nt
Organism: Capsicum annuum
Lineage: Eukaryota; Viridiplantae; Streptophyta; Magnoliopsida; Solanales; Solanaceae
Product: pentatricopeptide repeat-containing protein At1g55890, mitochondrial
Exons: 2
Coding region: 157-1338 (393 amino acids)
Cellular component (GO): chloroplast
Molecular function (GO): protein binding
Source: RefSeq, a predicted model, not a curated record
UCAAAUUGUAUAUGCAAUAAAAUUUCAAUUUCAAAUCAGAUAUCGAUUCAAAUGGACACUUGGAGCAUAUUCUAUAGCGGGCUUCAUCCGAAGCAGGCCCAGUUUCCUAAAUAGUUUUAACCUCAAUCACCAACUUCCAAUUUAACGCCGCUUCACAUGUCGUCUUCCUCUUCCCUUUACCGCCGGCUUCACGGCAUCUUCGCCGUCAAUCACAAAGUCACCGGCAAGCUCAAAACCGACAACCCCAAAACAACUUCCUUAAAGUCCACAAAAAAACGCACACCCAAACUUCCCGAAAAACAAGAAGUUCAAACCAUUGUUGACAACUUCAAAAAAUCAUCGGAAUCCCCGAAAUUCCGAAACCGCUGCCUCAACUAUGAAAACGCCAUUCGCCGCCUUGACAACACUUCUUCCGCUAUCGAAGACAUUUUAGAGCACCAAAAACAAUACCCAGAUAUUAGCAAUGAGUACUUUGUAUCCCGUCUCAUACUUUUAUACGGUACAGCAAAAAUGCAUGAACAUGCACGUAAACUGUUCGAGGAAAUGCCUAACUUAAAAUGUCAGCGAACUGUUUUUGCUUUCAAUGCCCUUUUGGAGGCCCACGCAAGAGCAGAGAAGUACGAUGUAAUUAAAGAACUGUUUCGGCAAUUACCCGAGGAGCUAUCAAUAAAGCCUGAUGUAGUGUCGUAUAAUACUUUGAUUAAGGCGUUAUGGAAAACUGGUUCUUUGGAUUCUGCUGUCAGUGUAAUGGAUGAGAUGGAAAAUCAGGGAAUCAAACCUGAUAAAGUGACUUUCAAUACGCUUUUGAGCGCGUAUAAUGAAAGUAAAAGGUUUUCUGAAGCAGAAGAUUUGUGGGCAUUGAUGCAAAAGAAGAAUGUUGUUGUUGACGUGGGAGGUUACACUGUUAGAUUACGAGGAUUGGUUGCGAAUAACCAGGUUAACGAGGCGAUUGAGCUUUUUGAGGAGAUGGGAAAGAAAGACAUCAUCCCAAAUGCUAUUUGUUAUAACGUGAUGAUCAAAAUGUAUGUGGAUGAUGGGAACUGGGAGGAGGCAAAAAGAUGGUAUGUGAAAAUGGUGGAAAAUGGACGGUAUCCGGAUAAGGCAACAUUGGAGAUGCUCAUUCAUUUAGCUUGUGAAAAGGAUAUUCUUGAUUUUGCACUUGAAUUGUGUAAGAAAGCUAUUGAUUCAAAAGUUCCUCUUCGUAAAGCUACAAUGCAGAGGGUGGUCAAUGCGUUGGCUGAGCAUUCUAAGCUUGACGAUGCAAAGGAGCUGGUGAGCUUGGGCAAAUCAAGUACCCAAUACGGAAAAGAGAGAUACAUGGAGUGGAAGGGAACUUGAUCAAUGCCUCUGCAGAUCAUAUCAGAAUGGAGAAGAGUACAUAUGCUUUAAGCAUUAUUGACGUGAAUAAAACUAACUUAAGUGAAAACCAAAUGGCAGUGUCAACUAUUCGUGCUGUACUGAGGAAAAUAGAUACUCCUAUAGGUAAGAUUUUUCAUGGAGCCAUAGAACUCAAUGAUGUGCCCAAUCGUGAGUCUCCAUCUAUGUCGCAAAAUAUUGAGUUGAUAUGUCCUUCUGGAAGAGGAAGGCAAUGAUUCUCGUCAUAAAUGUACAUAAUAGGAACCAUUCUGGCCACAUUGAUACAAGCCUUCUCUUUUUUCUUGGGGGGUAAAGAUACAAGCCUUCUGAAAG